UAUUUACAGUAGUUACUGCAGUUUGAACCUUGGAUCUGUAACUUUAUCAAGAGGAGGGCGUUGGAAAUGGCUACUAUGAGGAAAACUCACUCGAAUAGUUUCGAUUAGCUCACAUACCCUUUUUGCUUCUUUUGACGGAAAGAUCAUUUCGAUGUAGGCUUACGUGGUGUUAAGCUGCUGUGAAGCACAAAACCACGGGAAAAUAGCUGAUUGAAUUGUGUGUAGACGCCAUCAUAGAAAAGGACUUAAUGGCGCUACAUUACGGAUAACAGAUAAAAACUUGAAUGCAGAUGGUUUGUUCAUUUAUGUAAGCCACUUUAGUUUGGAUCUUAUCUAAACAAGCGAAGAAAAUAACUUCCCCGGAAUCUGCCAGUAUGUACGAUGGGACCAGAAGCGGGCCUGUGGCAUCAGAGGAUCCCCCUGGGGAAGAAACUGCAUUGCCUUUGGAAGAACCGAAAGAUUCAGGCAAUAAUGGGAGUAAUUCGGAUUCCCCUAAAACUAAAACAGCAAGCCAGUUUCGCCCAAACCUUGAAGAGCGCCUUUCUAGAUACGGAGCUCGACCCGCAUCUCCAGUGUUUAGCGCUUCUACGCGCAGAUCCAGGUUUCAGAAACCGGAGCGCUGUGAACCCGGCAGCAGCGCCACCCACAGACUCUCAAUAGACGCUUCAGAGAAAAGCACUCUCACGCCCUCUAUGCGUAAGAAGUAUUUAAAGGAGUUUUUGAACAAAUCUGGACUGUCAAGCAUUGUAUCAUCCCAACACACGAGCCUGUCCAAAGAUUGUGAAGAUGAUGAUGCACUCUAUGGUUUAAACGAUACCGGCUGGGCUUUGGACCCCAUGGAGCAUGCAUGGAUGCUGUGUGCUAUGGAUGGAAAUUAUGACACUGUGGUUGAAUUUCUUGCUGAAGACCAGAGUCUGCUGAGCAAAAAAGACUUCAUCAGUGGUUACACAGCUCUUCACUGGUUGGCUAAAAACGGAAAGGAUGAAACAUUGAUACGGCUUCUCAGGCAUGCGGAGAAAGAAGGGUUGCCGGUGAACGUUAACAUGAGAGGCAGCGGAGGUCUGACACCUCUGCAUGUGGCUGCCAUGCAUAACCAGUACAUGAUUGUUAAGAUUUUGGUUGGCGCUUUCGGUGCCAAUAUAGAAGUCAUGGACUACAGCGGUAAAAGGGCAUGGCAAUAUCUUAAGAACAAUGCACCAAAGGAAAUGAAGGAACUUUUAGGAGCCUGGGAUGAAGAACACACUUUAAGGUUUUUUAACAUGAACAACAGCGCAAGUGAAGCAAAGCCAAUAGAGCAACAUGCUCAAGAAAAUAAAAUUGAGGUGGACAUUUCAGCAAGGAGAAAUAUAGCCUGGAGAUUUGGAUCAUUUAGAAAGAUUUUGUGCAGUGUUGGUCUGCUUGAGGAAAAAUCCUGAAGGGACUGCAGCAAAUCUUUUAUUAACUACUAAGUUCAUGGUUUGUUCAUUUUUUAAUAAACAAUCUCCCAACUUUAUCUUGAUAUCAGUGUUGCCUUCACAUUUAUGUGAAUUAAAUAUUAUUUAUAAAAAGAUUUUUUUUGUUUUUCACCAAUACUGGAUUAUGACUUAAGAGAAUUUUUUGUUAAUCUUAAACAAAAAUGUA
Misgurnus anguillicaudatus (oriental weatherfish) is the source of this 1620-nucleotide messenger RNA. RefSeq names its product sosondowah ankyrin repeat domain family d (gene sowahd). The record is from RefSeq and is a predicted model, not a curated record. NCBI's taxonomy places the organism in Eukaryota, Metazoa, Chordata, Actinopteri, Cypriniformes, Cobitidae. Gene Ontology annotation, molecular function: protein binding.